This is a messenger RNA of Pseudophryne corroboree (corroboree frog), 870 nucleotides long. RefSeq lists its product as uncharacterized. The transcript has 2 exons. NCBI's taxonomy places the organism in Eukaryota, Metazoa, Chordata, Amphibia, Anura, Myobatrachidae. The record is from RefSeq and is a predicted model, not a curated record. Bases 1 to 870 code for a protein of 289 amino acids.
AUGGACGAGGAGAUGUUCCAGGAGCUGCUGCGACUGGUGACACCUCUCAUUCAGAAGCAAGAUACGAACAUGCGGCAGGCCAUAUCUGUGCAGGACCGGCUGUUGGCUACCCUGCGCUACGUGGCUACAGGGAGAUCGCUGCAGGACCUGAAGUUCAGCACCCUGAUCUCCCCUCAGGCUUUGGGGCUCAUCAUUCCGGAGACCUGCAAGGCCUUGUACACCGUCCUUAAAAAGGACUACUUUAAGGUUCCUGCCUCUGCCGAGGAGUGGAGAGUCAUUGCUGAGGAUUUCGAAAAGAGCUGGCAUUUUCCCAGUUGUGGAGGAGCAAUUGAUGGGAAGCACGUGCGCAUAACACCUCCUUCCAAGAGUGGCUCGCUUUACUACAACUAUAAGGGCUUUUUAAGCAUAGUCCUCAUGGCAAUUGUCAAUGCCAACUACGAAUUUAUUUUCAUAGAUGUUGGCAAAAAUGGGAGAGCCUCAGAUGGGGGUUCAUUAAAAGACACCGCUUCUAUCGGCGGCUCCUCACACAGCAAGCAGGGGCUGAAUUUUUUAGUUGUAGGAGAUGAAGCCUUUGCUCUGCAUGAAUACAUUCUAAAACCCUACCCUCACAAUUAUUUGAGGUGCAAAAAAACACCAACCAGGCCACCACCUACAGCACUGCCAAUAGACAAGCCACGCAAUCCUGACCCUGCCAGGUGGCCUAGUGUGGAAACACCUGCAGGAUAUAACUCACAAGCCACCAAUGCAAAGGCCAAAAAAGUCAGGGAGGAGUACAUGGCCUAUUUUAAUGGUGUGGGGGCAGUGGACUGGCAGGACGCUGCAAUUGAGUUAAUGUCUUUCCGGGAUUGUUUACUAUCUGUGGUGAAAUAA